GCCACUAGCCAUCGCACACCUUGACAAUUUGUUAGUUUGUUUCGUGGUCGCAUCGGUUUUGGUGGUGUUGUGAAAAUGGCUCCUCAAAUUAAAUAUACUAAGUUGUUCAUCGACAAUGAGUGGGUGGACGCCAAGAGCGGCAAAACCUUCGAGACGCGGACCCCCAGUACCGGCUCCGUCAUCGCCAAGGUGGCCGAAGGUGAUAAGGCCGACAUUGACCUAGCAGUAGCGGCUGCCAAGCGUGCCUUCCACCGCAACUCAGAAUGGAGGCUCAUGGACGCCUCCCAAAGAGGCAGGAUCCUCAACAAGUUCGCUGACCUCAUCGAGAGAGACGCACAGUACUUGGCUGAGUUGGAGUCAGCUGACAACGGCAUGGUCCUCACCACCGCUGUAGCUUUAAUGUCCAGCGCUGUCAAAAGCGUCAGAUACGUCGCCAGUCUGGCUGAUAAGAUCCAAGGAGAUACCAUUCCUACUGACGGAAACACCAUGACCUACACCUUGAAGCAACCAGUCGGCGUCUGCGGCCUCAUCUUGCCGUGGAACGUGCCUAUUCUGAUGUUCAUUAACAAAGUCACUACAGCCCUGACUGCAGGUUGCACUGUCGUCGUCAAGCCCGCUGAACAGACUCCUCUCACCGCCCUGGCAUUGGCUGCUUUGCUGGUUGAAGCUGGAGUGCCCAAAGGCGUCGUCAACGUGGUGAAUGGCUUCGGACCAGGCGCUGGGGUUGCCCUAACACACCACAAUGACGUCGCGAAGAUUUCCUUCACUGGGUCUGUUGAGGUCGGCAAGCUGAUUCAACAAGCAGCGGGCAAGAACAACUUGAAGCGUGUCACACUCGAGCUCGGCGGCAAGAGUCCGCUGAUCAUCAUGAAUGACGCUGACUUGAACAUUGCCGUGCCCUACGCCGCAAACGCCGUAUUCUUCCACCAAGGGCAGAUCUGUAUUGCGGCGUCCCGUCUGUUUGUACAGUCCGGUAUUUACGACAAGUUCGUAGAGGCAGCCACUAAUUAUGCCAAGUCCAUCAAGGUCGGAAACCCCGCUGAUGCUUCCACACAGAACGGACCACAGAUCGACGAGGAAAUGAUGGAAAAGGUCCUAAAAUACAUCGAGACUGGCGAGAAGGAAGGCGCCAAGCUGAUGGUUGGCGGCAAGCGCGUGGGCAGCUCGGGCUACUACAUCCAGCCCACGGUCUUUGCUGACGUGAAAGAUGACAUGACCAUCGCUAAGGAGGAGAUCUUCGGCCCCGUCCAAAGCAUCCUCAAGUUCGAGACCCUGGAGGAGGUCAUCGACCGCGCCAACGAUACCAGCUACGGUCUCGCAGCUGGUAUCUUCACCACAAACUUGGACAACGCGCUGCAGUACACCAGGCAUGUCGAAGCUGGAACUGUCUGGGUAAACGCAUAUUUGGUUGGAGGCGUCCAGUCUCCCUUCGGUGGAUUCAAGGAUUCGGGCAUUGGACGUGAAAAUGGCAUGAACUGCGUGGACUCGUACUUAGAAGUUAAAACCGUUGUGAUGUCACUACCGAAGAAAUUCUAGAUGACGUCAUCAUUUCUCCAUUUUUUUGACUGAUUAGGUAACCUAAAGGAUUGUAGGUACGAGUAUUAUUUUUUGUAAAUAAAAUGUCUAACCGUUUUUUGUUAGAGUGGAUAA
Ostrinia nubilalis (European corn borer) is the source of this 1650-nucleotide messenger RNA. Its product is annotated as aldehyde dehydrogenase 1A1-like. Gene Ontology annotation, molecular function: aldehyde dehydrogenase (NAD+) activity. The record is from RefSeq and is a predicted model, not a curated record. NCBI's taxonomy places the organism in Eukaryota, Metazoa, Arthropoda, Insecta, Lepidoptera, Crambidae. The coding region runs from base 76 to 1536 and encodes 486 amino acids. The transcript is spliced from 11 exons.